Messenger RNA from Manihot esculenta (cassava), 2171 nucleotides. RefSeq lists its product as uncharacterized. The transcript is spliced from 4 exons. Gene Ontology annotation, biological process: starch metabolic process; regulation of starch metabolic process. Lineage: Eukaryota; Viridiplantae; Streptophyta; Magnoliopsida; Malpighiales; Euphorbiaceae. Gene Ontology annotation, molecular function: starch binding. Gene Ontology annotation, cellular component: chloroplast stroma; starch grain. Bases 174 to 2003 code for a protein of 609 amino acids. The record is from RefSeq and is a predicted model, not a curated record.
CUUUCAUAAUAAAAAAAGAAACAGAAAAAAGAUUGGAAAAUCGAAACGAUAGAUUACGCUUCACUCAAUCAGGCGCUAACUCCCGGAGGAAGAAAAUAAAAUCCACCGCCACUCGCUCACUUCCAAGUCCCAUCUCGCUGAUUGAACCACUUCCCCUCCUCUUUCAAACCAAAAUGGCGUCCAAGCUCGGCGCUUCCUCACGCUCAACCCCACUCUUCGCCCAUUUCCGUAAAACUCUGAAACCCCCGUUUUCCCCCCUUGAGCAGUCCUUAUUCUCCGAUAAAUCAAUAACAAGGAUCAUCGGAAGCUCCAGAAUUAGGGCCUCUAAUGAUGGGAGCUCGUACCUGGACAUGUGGAUGAAUGCCGCCGAUAGCGACAGGAAGACCGUUGAGUUCCAAAAAAUUACUGAAAGAGUGGCUGGAGUCGACAAUGCCAAUGAUGCUAAUGGUGAUGGUGAUUGGAGAGUGAAUUUGGAGAAGAAAAGCGAAAACUUUAAGAAGAUUUUGGAUGUUUCCAAGGAUGAAAGGGACCGGAUUCAGCGAAUGCAAGUCAUUGAUCGUGCUGCGGCAGCAAUCGCGGCGGCUCGUGCCAUUCUGAAGGAGAAGCCGUCUGGAAACGAUGAGGCAAAUGACGGAGAAAAUAGCAAUUCCUCCGGUGGAAGUGGAGGCGGAGAAGCGGAAGAUAAUCAAGGAGCUGCAAAUAAGGGAAGCAUUUUUGCCUCUCGAUCUGAGAAUUCUGGAAAUGGAGUACCUGGGCCGGAUUUUUGGUCAUGGGCACCUCCUCCUGAUGCUGAGAAGAGUCAAUAUGAUGCUGACUUGUUGGCAGCUAAAAGAUCUUUGAUAUCUCCCAUUCUGGCGAGCCCUGUAGCAAUGAAAGAGCGAUGUUUGGAUUUUCUCAAUAUUCCACUUGAGAGUAAACUUUCAGAGAGUAGCUCCAAUCCCCCUAUUCCUCCUUUGCAGUCACUGAUGGAGGUUAAAAAAGAUGAGGUCUCCAUACCUGGUCCGGAUAUCCCUUCUCUAAAAGAGGAAGAACGCGAACUUAAUCUUUUGUUUCAUGCACAUGAACUAGAAGUUGCUCAUGUCCUUGAUGAAGUGGAUGAAGAAUUUUCUGGAGUGGAUCCAAAUGGAUCGAGGUGGUGGAAGGAGACAGGAAUUGAGCAAAGACCUGAUGGUGUUAUUUGUAGGUGGACGAUGACCAGGGGUACUAGUGCUAACCAAGAUGUUGAGUGGCAAGAAAAGUUUUGGGAAGCUUCAGAUGAGUUUGGUUAUAAGGAACUUGGUUCCGAGAAAUCAGGACGAGAUGCUACUGGAAAUGUCUGGCGUGAGUUUUGGAGAGAAUCAAUGUGGCAGGAAUCUGGCCUUCUGCAUCUUGAGAAAACUGCAGACAAGUGGGGGAAGAAUGGAAGAGGUGAUGAGUGGAAAGAGGAGUGGUGGGAACAUUAUGAUGCCUCUAACCAAGCUGAGAAAUGGGCACAUAAGUGGUGCACUGUUGACCCAACUACUCAGCUUGAGGUUGGGCAUGCUCAUGUGUGGCAUGAAAGGUGGGGUGAGAAGUAUGAUGGACAUGGUGGCACCAUGAAAUACACAGACAAAUGGGCUGAGAGAUGUGAGGAUGAUGGCUGGACAAAGUGGGGUGAUAAAUGGGAUGAACAUUUUGAUCCAAAUGGUCGUGGCGUCAAGCAAGGGGAGACGUGGUGGGAGGGCCAGUAUGGAGAACGCUGGAAUCGCACUUGGGGUGAGCGCCAUAAUGGCUCUGGAUGGAUUCACAAGUAUGGCAAGAGCAGCAGCGGGGAGCAUUGGGACACACAUGUGGAGCAGGAGACUUGGUAUGAGAGAUUCCCACAUUUCGGUUUCUUUCACUGCUUUGAUAACUCCGUUCAGCUCCGGGAAGUUCCGAAGCCGUCUGACCGACAAGAAGUUCCGAAGCCGUCUGACCGACAAGAAGUUCUGGAGCCGUCUGACCGACAAGAAGUUCUGGAGCCGUCUGACGUAAAUUCAGCAUAAAAUUUGAGUUUUCUAUAUGAUCUAUCAUCCAUUACUUUUCUGCCGUAAUUAGUUUAUAGUUCCUCCAGUAUGAACUAGAACACAAGUCGCAGAAACCUUUUUCAUGAACUGCAUCAUAUUUGCUUUUUUCAUCUUAGUGCAAUCUAGCAUUACGCUGUUUCCUUGAAA